Rhea pennata is the source of this 1959-nucleotide messenger RNA. RefSeq names its product cysteine-rich tail protein 1-like. The record is from RefSeq and is a predicted model, not a curated record. The transcript is spliced from 2 exons. Bases 165 to 563 code for a protein of 132 amino acids. Lineage: Eukaryota; Metazoa; Chordata; Aves; Rheiformes; Rheidae.
UGCCGUGCCGUGCCGCGGAGGAAGCGCAGCCCGCGGGCAGAGGUGCCGCCCGCAGCCGGCCGGAGCGCGGCUCGGUGGUGGGAGGUGAGAGGCAGCCUCCUGGCAGCUCUGCAGCUGCCAGCCAGGACACAUAUGCUGACAAGAAAUCAGGAGGAGCAGGGGACAUGGAUCGUGGUGUCACCCUCGAGAACCCCUAUGCCAGUGUAGACAUCCCACAGGCCCAGUUUCAGCACAGCUUCAUCACUCGGUACCUGCAGGAUGAGCCCUCUUCGCUCACCGUGAUUGCCAACCCUGCCACCGUGCCCACAUAUAGCUUGGAGGAUCAGGUGAACCAUGCCAACGUGGCCAGCUGGAACAGUCAGACCAUUUCCACUGAGAAGUCCUGGUCUCGGCCAUAUAACCCUUAUGCCAGCCUGAAGAUGCUCAAUGGGACAUCCCCUGACUCCUUCUACACAGUCAGUUUGGACAAACCAUCCAAGAGCCAUGAGCACGAGGUGGGUGGGGGAAACUGCUGCUGUAAGUACUGCCCCUGCUGCAGAAAGUGCUGCUGUGUCAUCUGCUAAAGGACCUGGCUGCGAGCUCUGGAUCUGCCAACCUCGGUCAGUGCCAUGCAGCCCCAUACGGCCCUGGCUGCGCAGCCUGGACUUCCUGGUGGGCAGGGCUGGGAGGACAGCGGAGCUGUCCCUGUUUCCCACCAAAGCUGGCAGCUUGGAGAUAGCAUCAAUUCAACUCCACUGUUGGCUUUCACCCAUGAGCAACGCAGCCACAUAUACCAGUGAUGGGCACCUACCAGGUCCUGAGAGCCCAGUGUGGUGUAGCUGGCAAGAAAUACAAGACACCCCCCCCCCCCCCGGCCGCCCCACCAAGGUCUGGGUGCCCUGAGGAUGGUGUGUACUGAUACAGACGUCCACCAAGAAAAGCUUACCCUGGGACUAGGGCAGCAUGUUUGAGCCUGUGAACCUGCCAUCCUUGGCCAUGGCUGCCAGUCCAGCCUUGCAGGGAAACCUGCAAUUCUGAAGAAGGCUCAGGAUUUGUCUGCACCCCAAAAGGUAAGACUGGAUGAUGUCGACGACGUGCAUGUGGCAGAGAUAGCUGGAGAAGGCAGGCAGCAUUGCUGCUUCAGAGUGGGGGCAAAGAGUCAGGCCAUGGCUGGGACUUUCUGGAUCUCAAACUGUGGCUGGGCCCAGGCUGGGCCGGGGAUCCCCACCUCCUCAGAGCCAAAGGGUCACUCCCACACAGUAUCAUGGAGAUGCUGUAAAGCCCUGCACCAAGCAGCUCUGAAUGGAUACCACUUCUCUUUGCCACGCUGCCCAUGGGACAGAGGGAAAGAGACAUGAAGGACAGGCAGACAAAGUGUGGCAGAGUGCCAGGCACUGCUCCAGGGCAACACCUGACAGCAUGGGUUCAGAUGUCUAAAGUCCAGGAGCUAGGAAACUGCCGGCCCACCUCAUUUCCUCAUCCUGGGCUCACCAGGCUUGGUGGAGUGCUCAGUGGCAGCACAUUCUCCCACAUUGGUCUCUAUUUGGGCUCUGAGCCUGGUUGGACUUGGCCCCAGUACUGUCCAGGCACCCAGCACCAGAGGUGGAGUAGUAUCGGGGCAUCCCCCUUCAAGCAGUUCCCAAAACAUAUUCCCAGUGUGAAUUUUCUGCAACAACUGGGUGAGAAAAAAGGCAAGCAUGGAGCCCACUUGCCUCUCUGCAGCUUGCUGGGGCAGCCUCUGACUUCAUUUUCGGCUGAAGUUGGCAUGCCAGAUCUGGAACAAGCAGGCCGUUGUCCUUGUGGAGCAGCUCGUCCCACGGCUGGCUGGUUGUGCUGCGAGGUGAUAGUCUGCGUAAGCAAAUGCGUCUGCUGCUGGAACUGCCUCUGUCUUCAGGCCAGCAGUCAGGACAGGGGCUUGGAAAGAAUGUGUGUGUUAGCAGAUGACUUCAGUGCACUACAAAUAAAAUUACAGACAUCUCC